This is a messenger RNA of Callithrix jacchus (white-tufted-ear marmoset), 2957 nucleotides long. It is a transcript of the gene ZNF875, whose product is annotated as zinc finger protein 875. The record is from RefSeq and is a predicted model, not a curated record. Gene Ontology annotation, biological process: regulation of DNA-templated transcription. Lineage: Eukaryota; Metazoa; Chordata; Mammalia; Primates; Cebidae. Gene Ontology annotation, molecular function: zinc ion binding; DNA-binding transcription factor activity, RNA polymerase II-specific; RNA polymerase II cis-regulatory region sequence-specific DNA binding.
AAUGCUCACGCGGUCAGCAGAGAAACUUCUCCGUAUCACUCUCUUAGCAUCUUAACAGUGGGCUCCUAAAUUUGGUUGUGUGCGCUGUGCAGAGGUCAGAGGCACCCUGUGUGGGCAAAGUCGACUGCGCGUCCGUCUCUCUAGCUCUGAAACUACAAUCCCCAGAGGCCUCUGCGGUCACUUCGGCUACCCUCCUUCAAUGUGUACGGUUGACGUCAGAAGCACUUCCGGUCAGUGAGCCCGGCCCGUUAGGUUGGUUGACACUCGGGGAGGCUUCUCACUUCACGUCUUCUCCACACCUCUGCACCUCGUUACUUGACCUUUGCCUUUAGGAUCCGCAGCGUGUACCCGCGUUCCAAAGAGCACUCAGGAGACUGUCGGGGUCCGGCACGUCUGCCGGGGGACUACCGACCUGCGGGAGUCCCCAAGACCGCCAACAUAGAUGUCUCGUUCAACCUGAGAGAGAGAGUGCGCGGAAAAGAAAGAAUAUAGAAAAGUAGAGUCUGGAGGGCUGCGUGAAGAUUAUGGCCAAAACGCAGCAAAUUUAUUUUUUGAGUCAGCUUACGGCCCUGUCUCACUCGACAGCCCUCGAGGUGAGGAAAUGCAGUACAGGUCCAGCAGCCAAACUGAGGCAAGUCAACUGUCUCGAGCCUUUGGCGCGAACACCACAGGAGACCAGGAAAAUGGCCACAGAGCUCCUGAGAGCCAAAAAAGAGGCAUUCGUGGCAUUCAGGGAUGUGGCUGUGGACUUCACCCAGGAGGAGUGGAGGUUGUUGAGCCCUGCUCAGAGGACCCUGCACAGGGAGGUGAUGCUGGAAACCUAUAACCACCUGGUCUCACUGGAAAUUCCAUCUUCCAAACCAAAACUCAUUGUUCAACUGAAGCGAGGAGAAGAGCCCUGGAGAGAGGAGAGAAAAUGUUCUCUGGACCUCCGUCCUGGAUCAAAGCCGGAAAUUCAACUUUGUCUCUCCUGCCCUCUGAUAUUCUCCAGUCAGCAAGCUCUCAGCCAACACCUGUGGCUGAGUCAUCUCCCUCAGCUGUUUUCAAGUUUAUGUGCAGGAAAUCCUCUCGAGCAGGGAACACACUAUCCGGAAGAUCAGAAACAAGAGCAAGAUCCGUUCUGCUUGAGUGGCAGAGCAGAAUGGACUCAAGAGGGAGAAGACUCCAAAGUCCAGUUUGGGAGAGUAAGCGAAAGUGGCACUUCAAAGGCACUCUCCAGCCCACCUGAAGAACAGCCAGCAUGGUCCAAGGAAGACGACAUAGUGGUGGAUAUAGGGCCCAGCCCUGAACAGAAGGCCGACCUUGAGGAAACAGACAAAGGAUUGCAUGGCUUAGAAGUCUUAGGAUUUGGAGAAAUCAAAUAUGAAGAGUUUGGGCCAGGCUUUAUCAAGAAGUCAAACCUACUUAGCCUCCGGAAGACACAAACAGGGGAGACAGCUUACGUGUACACUGAGUGGGGACAGAGCUUUGGCAGUAUGUCAGUCCUCAUCGGAAACCCAAGGACACACUCUGGGGGAAAGCCCGUGUGUGGGGAAUGUGGGCGAGGCUUUACCUGGAAGUCAAACCUGAUCACACAUCAGAGGACACACUCAGGGGAGAAACCUUAUGUGUGCAAGGACUGUGGACGAGGCUUUUCUUGGAAGUCGAACCUCUUCACACAUCAGCGGACACGCUCAGGGCUCAAGCCUUAUGUGUGCAAAGAAUGUGGCCAGAGCUUUAGCCUGAAGUCAAACCUCAUCACCCACCAGAAGGCGCACACUGGGGAGAAGCCUUAUGUUUGCAGGGAAUGUGGGCAUGGCUUUCGCCAGCAUUCACACCUCAUCUGACACAGGAGGACGCAUUCAGGAGAGAAGCCUUACACUUGCAGGGAGUGUGAGCAAGGCUUUAGCCAGAAGUCACACCUCAUCAGACACUUAAGGACACACACAGGAGAGAAGCCUUAUGUAUGCACAGAAUGUUGGCGUCAGUUUAGCUGGAAAUCAAACCUUAAAACACACCAGAGGACCCACUCAGGGGUUAAACCUUAUGUCUUUCUGGAGUGUGGGCAAUGCUUUAGCCUGAAGUCAAACCUUAACAAACACCAGAGGUCACACACAGGGGAGAAGCCAUUUGUAUGUAUGGCGUGUGGGCGAGGCUUUACCCGGAGGUCAACCCUCAUCACACACCAGAGGACACACUCAGGGGAGAAGCCAUUUGUAUGCAGGGAGUGUGGACGAGGCUUUAAUGAUAAAUCCACCCUCAUCUCACACCAGAGGACACAUUCAGGGGAAAAGCCUUUUACGUGCAGGGAGUGUGGUAGGAGGUUUCGGCAGAAGCCUAACCUAUUUAGGCACAAGAGGGCACACUCAGGUGCCUUUGUGUGCAGGGGGUGUGGGCAAGCCUUUUGUGAUAAGUUAACUCUCAUUAACCACCACAGGGAACACUCAGGGGGGAAGCUUCAUGUGUGCAGGGAGUGUGGGCAAGGCUUUAGCCGGCAGUCAUACCUCAUUAGACACCAGAGGACACAUUCAGGAGAGAAGCCUUAUAUUUGCAGAAAAUGUGGGCGGGGCUUUAGUUGGAAGUCAAAUCUAAUCAGACAUCAGAGGACACACUCAGGAUAGAAACUUUAUGUGUACAGGAAUAUGGUAAAGCCUUUAGCCAGGAGUCAUACUUCAUCAGAUACCAGAGGACACAGCACUGUGGCUUCGUCAGUCAUUGCUGGGAUUGCAGGCGUGCACCACCAUGCCUGGCUAAUUUUUGUAUUUUUAGUAGAGACGGGGUUUCACCAUAUUGGCCAGGCUGACUUUGAACUCCUGACCUCAUGAUCCACUCACCUCAACCUCCCAAAGUGUUGGGAUUACAGGCGUGCACCACCAUGCCCAGCCGGAAGUAAUAACAUUUCUAAGAAAAGUUUCUGGGAGGAAAAACAAACUUGGAAAAUGAUAUGAAUAAACUUAUUUUCCAUCAAAUUUUAAAAA